AAUGCCGGUAGCUGAUUUAAUUCCAGGCAUGUCGAAAGCAACAAACGCAGCAAACUAUAUUUUCUGGCUUGAGCAGCUCGAGCCCACCAUUCGAGAGACCGAAGAGAAUCGCGAGAGUGGGCCAGGAGACUUCAAGUCGCUUGAGUUGGACAACUUGCAAUUCUCCUAUCCAAUGAGACCAAACGCCCGAGUUCUUCGUGGCAUUGACCUUCAUAUCAAAGAGGGACAAUUUGCUGCAUUCGUCGGAGCAUCUGGAUGUGGGAAAAGCACCAUGAUCAGUAUGCUUGAGCGCUUCUACGACCCGAUUGCCGGUCAUAUCAAGAUUGAUUCCAGAAAUCUGGAUACACUGAACCCAUGGCUAUAUCGCAGUCAAGUUGCGCUUGUACAACAGGAGCCGACGUUAUACCCUGGGACAAUUCGCGACAAUGUGUCCCUGGGAGCGCCAGUAGAAAGCAAAUCCAUGGCUUCUGAUGACGAGAUCGAGGCUGCCUGUCGCGCUGCUAAUGCUUGGGACUUUAUCUCGUCUCUGCCAGAUGGUCUUGCGACCCCCUGCGGAACCAACGGCACGCAGCUUUCCGGAGGACAGCGCCAGCGCCUUGCGAUAUCUCGAGCCCUUCUGCGGAAUCCCAAGUUGCUGCUUCUGGAUGAAGCGACUAGUGCACUGGAUACGCAAUCAGAGCGGAUUGUACAAGAUGCGCUGAAUCAAGCGGCUGCACAGGGCGAUCGGAUGACAGUGGCAGUCGCCCAUCGCCUCUCUACCAUCCGUCACGCGGACAUUAUUUGUGUUUUCGAUGGGGGCAAGAUUGUCGAGUCUGGCACGCAUGAAGAGUUGCUGAGAGUGGGGCGAUUGUACCCCAAGAUGUGUGAGGCUCAAAAUCUUGGCACCUGA
Molecule: messenger RNA, 889 nt
Organism: Penicillium salamii
Lineage: Eukaryota; Fungi; Ascomycota; Eurotiomycetes; Eurotiales; Aspergillaceae
Source: the annotation of a GenBank genome assembly